Messenger RNA from Ostrea edulis (European flat oyster), 5765 nucleotides. RefSeq names its product inter-alpha-trypsin inhibitor heavy chain H5-like. The transcript is spliced from 12 exons. Lineage: Eukaryota; Metazoa; Mollusca; Bivalvia; Ostreida; Ostreidae. The record is from RefSeq and is a predicted model, not a curated record. Bases 1956 to 4505 code for a protein of 849 amino acids.
AGAGGAAAUCCUCUGAUUUGAUCAAUUUUGGAAAAAUUGAAACACCUUGGAUUUGAUUUGAAAUGGCAGAAAAUGAUAUUUUUCCAGGUAGGGUGAGAUGUUUUCCUCCCUUUUUGACCAGUUUUCCUCUGAUUUCUGAGGAAUUCAGUCACAUCCCUGAUACACAUGUACACAUGGCAUAUACACAUAACAAAUACACACGUGACAUAUACACAUGAAAUAUACAUGUAUACAUGACAUAUACAUAUGUGCAAUGUACACAUGGUAUUGUAAAGGGAAGUCAGAAAACACUGUACUCAGGAUCGUAAUAAUCCUGUUCUGAACUUGACACGGAGAUGUUAAUUAUUUCACAUGAUAUUUGGUGGACAAUGAUUGAUAUGCCACGUGUCAUCUAUAUUGUAGACGUGCGUGUGUGUGUGUGUGUGUGUGUUUUAUAUAAAUGAACAUAAAUCAUGAUUUUCGCAUAUAAACAUCAAGAUUAUCGAAUGUAAAUCAAGAUUUGUAUAAUAUUGCAACGUUUGACAUGCCAUAAAGGAGCCAUGAUUCACUACCUAUAUUUACGUCUUAAGUUUGACGAAGCCGCUCGAACUCACGACCUCUCGGUUACAUUGCACGAAGCGAAUGCUCUACCACUAAGGGAGUGGCCAUGUGUUACAGCCACAUAUACGAUAGACAGUACUGGCAUGUCACGUGUCACUCAUAUUAUAGACUGUGUCUGGCAUGAUUUUUUGUUAUGUUGUUUUAUGUUUUAUUUACGAAUAUUUCACUCGUAUAGAGACGUCACCAACUGUAGGUAAAAGUGCACCGUGACACCGAACCUCAAUUUUUUAGAUUAUAUCCGAAAGACUCGUGAGUUUCACUCCUAAUACCGAUACGUCACGUCUAUCUAUGUCAUGUGAUCUAUCGACAUUGCCUGACAAGUCACGUGUCACCUGUGCAGUGUCUGACGUACUACGUCCUUCGAGAAUUUUCACUCAUAUUGAGACGUCACCAGCUAUAGGAGAAGUGCACAGAUUUUGAUCCUUGGAUGGCGCUCAGGGCCGUAGCAGUGAGGAUUCUUAAAUACCGUGUCAACGCCCGCCACGACACUGGACCUCCGUUUUAAGGUCAUAUCCGAAGAAGAGGUGGUUCCCUUCAAAAGUAAGAGCACACAAGACCUCCCCAUCACGAAGGGAACACUAUUACCAAUGAGACAUCUCAUAUGAGUGAAAAAUUCUCGGGAUGGAUUAGUUAGAAUAAUCUAACUAUGUCACGGGAAACCCAGGCCUUUAUCACUUUAACGAUAGAACAUUCUACCUAGGGAGGGACGUUAAACAAUAUACAAUCAAUCUAGCCAAUGAGCCCCUGCGACCGGUGUGCCUGACAUGUCACGCGCCACAUACAAAUAGUGCUUGAUAGCGGAAUGUCAUUGGACAUCUAUGUGAUAUACAGCAUGCUAAUGUACCACUUAUAUAAUACUACACAUGUAGUACAGCAUGGCAGAUGACGUUUCACCUACAUAUUAAUCAGUGCCUGAUAUCCUAUGAACAGCCUCAGCAGUACAGUCUAGUCGUUAAUCAGUUGGAAAACUCUGGUCCUACACACUAUACUAUAGUUGUACUCAAUAGCAAAAUUUACUUCAUUUAUCCCACAACUGUAUAAAUUUAUAUUAGUGUGAUGUCUUACAGUUAUACCAGUACAUCGUGAAAAGCAAAACAUUUUCCUUACUAUUCUGAGAAAAUUAUUAACAAGUUCGUGAAAGAGCAGGUUUUGCCUUUCGUUAAAACUCGAAGCUCUAUUACAUUGUAAUAAGCUUUCUGUAUCAUAGUGACGCCUCAGGUUUGAAGCAACAGGUAGCUUUGCUUCGUGUAGGAGAACUUCACCACACACCUCUAUUUCCGAAGAUGUGACGUCACAAUACCAACACUUGUAAACAACCGUCAACUUUCAUGCGACAAUUAUUUUGGUGAAAGGAAAUGGAACGAUUUAAUUUAUGUAAAAUUCUCUGUAUUUUCUGGGUGAAAUAUUUCCUAGGGAUACACAGGAUAACAUUCGCAACGCCGGAACAUAAUUUGAGAAUAGACUACAUCAAAGUACACAGUGAAAUAAAACUGCGCUUUGCAAAAUCCCGGAUAUCUGGUCUGGUUACCAACCCAACAAACCGAAGCGAGGCUGUGAUGAUCAAACUCAUCAUACCAGAACGGACAUUUUUGUCAGAUUUUAAGUUGGAAAUCGACGGGAGUCUUUACAUCGGACAAAUUAAACAGAAAGAUUACGCAUCAUAUCAGGGAGUGGAUCAAGGUCAAAGAUCCUCUCACAGAGCAUAUGACGAUUCUGAUGCGUUUGACUUUAUGGUGAAUGUACCCGAGCAGACGGAGAUGAAGUUUUCUUUGAAUUGCCAAAAACUCCUUCAUCGUGUACAGGGACGAUACUCCUUCUCUUUUUCUUUUAUGACGUCACACAAGAUUAAUGAGUACGAAAUACAGGUGGAAAUUGAAGAGACUAGAAAUAUAAGUUACCUGGCGGUAAAUAAUAGAACAGAGUUUGAAGACGGAAUAUCCAUGAUGUUUUCGAAACCAUCCCAAGCCCUGAUUCGUCAUCAAGAAAAGCCGAUGACGACCAAUCUGAGGACAUUUACAGUUGAAUAUGACCUUGAACGAUCAUUUGACCUUGGAGAUAUUGUGAUCUCUGGGGAGUAUUUCGUACAUUAUUUUGCUCCUAUCCUAGAGAGCGAAAUCCCAAAAGUCCUUCUUUUUAUUCUUGACAAGAGUGGAUCCAUGGGAGGAAAACGUCUACAGAGUUUGAAAUUCGCCAUGCACAGAAUUCUCGGUGAUCUCGGACAAGCGGAUGAAUUCGGCAUCAUUGCGUUCGAAUCUGGGGUGGACUACAUGAGUCAGGAAUUAUUAGAUGCUUCCUUUGGUAACGUUAACCAGGCCCGGGGGUUCAUCGACGACAUCACUGCUGGCGGUGGUACAGAUAUUAAAUCAGCUCUACUAAAUGGUUUGUCUUUUCUAAAUGCUGGUAUGAACAGAGAUCGAGGAACCAAAAUGAUAUUCUUCCUAACGGAUGGGGCGCUCUUUGGAGUAAAAAAGACAGCUCUCAUGGAGAUAAAAUAUGCUAAUAUUUAUGACAUACCGAUUUACAGUAUUGCAUUCGGAGAGGAUGCAGAUAGCGAGUUUCUACAACACUUAUCUCGACAAAACCACGGGGAAUCCAGGCGGGUAAAUGACAGCAACGAGGCCGUAAACGACAUCACAGAUCUCUUCCAAGACAUUCCGGAGACAAUGUUGAGGAAUCUGACAUUUUGGUAUCCGUUUUAUAAACAGGCUGUUACAUCACAGACAUCGUUUAAAACAUAUUUGAACGGUACCGAGAUAUCCGUGGCUGGAUACAUCGAGAAGCACUCUAAAAACAACAGUGUCGAUGUGGACGUGGAUUUUGAGGCAGACCAGAACGAGAAUAUUACUAAUAUCAAAAAGUAUAUGGUUUUGAAGCCCGAUGAUAAGUUUUGUCCAGAUGAUUAUAUUUGUUUACCUGCGUAUAUGCAGGAAUUUGUGGAGAAUACCAUGGUACACAAGAAAAUUCUUGAAAUGAUUGCCGAAAUCAACAAUAAAAAACAAAAUAGUCAUGCGGCCAAGCUCCUGAUGAAGAAGAUCAUUUUCAUGUCCAUGAAGUAUGGACUGGUCACUCCCUACACAGAUCUCCACCUUCCUGACUCAGGACUCAAAGACAAAACGCUUCAGUUCAACCAUGAGACUUCAGAAGAGAUGGACGCAUUCGAAAUGCUCUCACCUGAAGAAACUAAUGGAACGAAACGCAUAACAAAGGUGCAAGCCGGAGGAGACCCUCACUUCAUGAUUAGUGUUCCAGGCACACCGUCCCCGUUCUGUUUUGAUUUAGAUAACGUGGGAGGAAAAGUCGUUCAAUUGCUUACCAGUACAGAUUUCACAAUCAAUAUUGCCAUUAUUUCAACUUCUCAACUCAACAGACACCGCCAAAACAAAACGUAUAUUGGAGAAAUAUUCAUAUCUUCCAUCAAAUUCAAUCUGCUUGUUACGCCGCUACAGCUUUUUGUUAACGGGAGACAACUGCAGUGGAGCAACGUCCGAGAAAGGUUUCCAUUGUAUGGAAAUUCCUAUCUUCCAGGCUGCAUUGAAUACCACGGACCGCGGAGUGUGAAGUUGACAAUUUGUAGGAGGCUUCGGAAAGAUGGACAUUUGAUAGAUUACCUGAACAUUGCAAUAUCAAAUUUGCGAAGGCGUGAGGAGACAAUGGGUGGUUUUCUUGGUCAAGCAUAUAAAUGGCCAAUCAAAUUGAUAAGGACCACUGAAACAGAACGCGGCGUAGUUGGAAAGUUUGUGAUCAUAAAACCAGACCAUCGAAUGCAUUUCCGUGCGAAACUUAAGCACCGUAAAAUUCCUACAGAAUUUGCAUUUGCAGAGUGCUGGGAAAUGCACAGAUCUAUUGAAACAUUAUUUACAGAACCGAUCAAACUUUUUAUCAAGUCCACUUUACUUGUUGUAUAAGUCUAUAAGUAUGUGUGUGGGAAAAAAAGGGGGGGGGGUGUUGGAGACUAUCAGGUUAGCAGCUGAACACCAUUUUAUCAGAAUUUUAUACACGCCUUUACAAUUUGUUUAAUCGCAUAUUCUCGGGCCUUUCUAACAAGCAGAAAAACAUUCUCAAUGUCACCGUAUCUUCCAUUUUUAUAUCAAAAACAAAUACGACUAUAAAAAUUAUUCAUUGCCUUUUUCACAAUAAAUAUUUGCUACAAACGAUGAUGGGAUCCAGGUUAGAAUAGGUCUUCAAUACCCCCUUACUUGUUGUAAGAGGCGAGUAAACGGGGCGGUCCCUCGGAUGAAACCGCAAAAACUGAGGCCCGUGUCACAGCAGGUAUGGUACGAUAAAGAUUCUUCCCUGCUCAAAGGCCGUAAGCGCCAAGCAUAGGCCUAAAUUUUGCAGCCUUUCACCAGUAAUGGUGACAUCUCCAUAUGCGUGAAAAAUUCUCGAGCGGGACGUUAAACAACAUACAAUCAAUCAAUCCCAUAGAAAGUUUAAAAAUAUGUGGUUAGAAGCGUCCAUUUUGUACAAGUUUCGCACUUCCGGUGAAUGUAAUACAUUCGUAAUACAUCCCAAUCUUGCCAGUAAGACCCGAGAAAUUGCGAUUGCAAAGGGAAAAAAACAAAAAAACACGAACCUAUCUGUUAAUUCUUUUUAUGCACUCAAAACUGUAUUGUUGGAACAUGACUAUAUGUUUGCAGCGCCAGUAUGACAUGUUCAAUACAUGUAGAAGUAUUGAACUGGGGAUGAUAUUAACGAUACAAUUGCAUCAUUUGUUUGUCGACUGCCAUGCAGCCAGGCUGCCUUGUAUCCCUAUAUCAUUGUUUACAUGUAUGUAUGUUGAUACAGACACACACAUAUAUACAUACGUAAGAUAUAGAGUUCGUUUUUUUCUAAAAUAUCCAAGAGUAUGAAUCUUCGACGCUUUACACUAGCAAACUGCUUCAUGGGGGGCUGUUCAUACCCUCAUGUAUUUUUUAAAAUUUAAAUAUAUUUAUUUUCAUAAUACAUGUUACUUUUAUAUCCGUCGGAAAAUUUCCAGGAAUUGCUUUGCUAUAUUUGUCAAGAUUCAUAGAAUGUACACACAUAGUGUUCACCUUCCUGAGAUAAUUAUAUCGCAUAUAUUAAAACAUUGGAAAUGUAAAUAUGAAAAUCUUGAAUUCCUGUAGAUUUGUAUAGAUAUGUGAAACCUUUGUAAAUAAACAGAAAACAUUCUAUAAACAUGCUCA